UUUCACAAAUUAUCAAAUCAUUGCAUCAGAGUCACUGCAACUACGUAUUUGUGUAUAUACACUUCACAUCGGCAUCCAUUUUUGGUAAACCAGACAACGUGAAGUGUCCGUAAAGGUAAAAAGGGUGGUGUUCAAGUUUAAAAACUCUAGAUCGUCACUGUGUAAAGAGGACCGACCGUGAGGACCAACAUGGCAGACAUGGAGUCAGAAAACACCAAACCAUUCCUUCGACUGUACAGCCGGCAGUCGGACGACACAAGUCUCGGCACAGACGGAGCUGCGCAUGUGCACCAGUGUGCCGUGGAGGAGAAAAUCCCAGUGUUCCUCGUGGUUUCCGGCGCGCUAUGCCUGCUGGGAGGCCUGACAGGUGUGCGGCGACCACGUGACCGCCGUGAGGACACCUGCUGCUGCAGCUACACCUGCGACAGGUACAACAUACCUGUGGUGCUGCUGAUAGCGGGAUGGUUUAUUGCAGGUAAUGUGUGGGUGUACUCUGUAUACCCUAGCGUCAUCACUGUAGACCCCACAACAACAUCGUUCUGCCAGCCUACGCUAUACUACUUCGCGUUCUGUUACGUCACGAUCAAGUGGAUCAUCGCUGCCCUGGCUGCCAUGGCCCUGCCCUUCGUCAUGACGUCAUUCUCCCUGCCGUUCACCUUACAGUCGCCAGGCGGCCGAUAUGGUUAUGUCCCGUUUUAGGAUUUCAAGCGAAGUUCCGUUUUUUGUGACAGCAAUGGUACAUUGUUUGGUGUCAUUCAAGGUUCAUGGAAUGUACGAUAAGAUAGUAAACUUUUCACAGACUUAACAUCUGCACAAUUAAACGCUUUACGUUGUACUGACAAGGCUUUACCCUGUACUAACCUCAGUAUAGUAUCUGUUAAAAAUGUACCG
Molecule: messenger RNA, 891 nt
Organism: Branchiostoma belcheri (Belcher's lancelet)
Lineage: Eukaryota; Metazoa; Chordata; Leptocardii; Amphioxiformes; Branchiostomatidae
Exons: 3
Coding region: 190-699 (169 amino acids)
Source: RefSeq, a predicted model, not a curated record